AUGAAUGAAGAUUACUUUAUUGAAGAUUUGAAAUCUUCAGAAGAUGAAGAUGACCAUUCUUGGACGCCGAAACGGUUUGGAUUCAUCAACACUGAUGACCCUCCUGCAUUAUUGGCUUACUCCAUCACCUCUGGACUAGGAGAACAAAACUCAGAGCCUGGUCCUUCAUGUGUCGUGGAUCCUGAUGGAUAUGAGCACGAAGAGGGGAGCAGUGAUGAGGCUGUGGAGGGGUGGAUGAUCCUGGACCAAGACCCAGAGGAAGAAGACUCAAACAUCCAACUUAACCUGAGCUUCUCCAUCAGCUCUGACGAGGACACAAACCAUGAAGAUAUUAAUGAUACAUUUCCAGAUCCAUGGGCUGUCUCAAAAAGAGACAAGAUACCUCGGGAAGUGCCUUCCAUUUGCCGCUACUUUACGCCUGAGCAGUCACUCUUUUGUUCAACUUGUAAGAAGACCGGCCAUCUUGCCAAAAGCUGUCAGCUACAAAAAAAAUGCAUUGUCUGCAUCCUUUGUGGGAUUCAAGGUCAUCUUCAAAAGCGGUGUCCAAGUCAACCUUGCUCCAGAUGUGGUUCGCCAUCUCAUGGACUCAGGGCUUGUGACCGGCUCCCUGUGCGUAACCAGCACUGCCAGCGCUGUGGACUCACAGGGCACCUUUCUGAUGUUUGCCCAGACACCUGGAGACAAUAUCAUAACAUGACAACAACAAAGACGUCCCUCAUCAUCAGAACACAAACUUUCCACACCGUUAAAUGGAAGAGGCGGCCGGCAUACUGUUACAACUGCUCCAGGAGAGGUCACUACGGCCAUGAGUGCAGCCUUAAUAGGAUGCGGAGUUGGACUUUUGUCACUCUGCCUUAUGUGUGCCACUAUGACUCCACCCAAACAGCCCUUCAAAGCAGCACAAGAGACAAAAACGAAGGUAUGACCAACAAAACUUUUCCAGCUGAGCAACAAGCAUCAUUAGAAACCUUUGGGAGCGAUAUCAGUUUCCAAAAAAGGAUUCAAAAGACUCGGUCUCGGUCCCGCUCAGGCUUCUUUCACUUCGCCUUGAACGGAGGCGUGAACAACGGUGGCACGUCCUCUGGUAGUGGGCUGAUGAAUGCCAGUGGAGGAGGAUUGAACUACCCCCAGCAGACCACCCCCGGCUGGGCUCAUCACCAUGGUGGUCGCAGUCACCCAGAAAGCCUGCAGCACUCACAGGGGGGCUAUCUGCCAUCAGGAGCAGUGCGUCACCCAGCACAUGGACCCCACAGACACCAUCCUGGAGGAGGAGGAGUGUUACAUUUUCAUCCAGAUAAUGUGUUUGGAGAGGAUCGGGACAAAAUGGACGAUAGCCCUAGUCCCAAAAGGCAGCGUCUCACACAGCAGUCCAUGUUGGACCUCAGCUCUGGACCCCCCUCAGCACCCUCCUCCCCCAUGCGCCCCUGGGAGCUGCCCCACAGUCGCAGACCUCAUCCUCACUACAUGCCCGAGCGGUGCCACACGCCAGUCCGGAACCGCCGCAGCCCUCCCAUUAGGCGUCAGCGUGGUCGUAGAGAUCGUCUGACCCGACACCACCAUCCAAGCCACAACAGUCACCAUCAUUACAACAACAGCCACCACCUGCACCCGCACCACGGCCCCCCCCCUGUGCGCCAGGACGAGAACUAUCGCCACCCGGCUGCUCCUUCAGGUUACUCCCCGUACAAUCAGCCGCCACAGCGAGGGCCUGGCCCAGACGAGCGCCCAGGGUUCCAUCCUCAAAACCCCUCUCCCAGACCACUGCACCACUCACCCAACAUCUCCCCCAGACUGCUGCACCCACAUCCACACCCACCCCAGCAGCAGGGCAGCAUGGUCCUGGACCUCCAUGAACAGGGUUCAGUCCCCGGAUCAUACCCUGUGUCGCCGCCCGUUGCUCCAUCAGGUCUGCCUCCGCGCUCAGCCCCACAACAGAUGCCAGCGUGCUCUGUGGUCUUCAGCGGACAGCAUUACCCAGUCUGCAGUGUUCCUCCUCCUGUUCUUCAGACUUGUUCAGUGCAACAUUUACCAAUGCCCUACCCAUUCCCAUCACUGAUAUCCAGUGAUCCCACCUUCCUCCUGCCUCCACACCUACCCCACCCCUCAGCUCAUCUGCCCCAUCACUCCACACAUCUGCCCCAGCCAGGACCAUUUGGGCCAUACCCAGCACAACAGGCGCGAUCUCCAUUACAGAGAAUAGAGAAUGAUGUGGAGUUGCUUGGGGAACACCUGUCUUUGGGGGCUGGUCUCCAUUAUCCUCCGGCCACUCACCCGACCCUGACUCCACACUCCACCCAGCUCCACUUCCUGUCCCAUGACCCUAUUCCACAGGAGUUUUUUGGCGUGUCCUAUCCUAAUUUUAUACAACGACGAAUCCCAGGUCGACGCUAUCGUUCGCAACAGCCACUGCCGCCUUCGCCUUACCACCCCAGCCUUCUGCCUUACUUUCUUUCGAUGCUGCCAGUCCAGCCAACCGGUCCCGCAAUCAGCCUCGAGCUUGACGUUGAUGACGGAGAAGUUGAGAACUAUGAGGCUCUGUUGAACCUCGCCGAGCGCCUGGGAGAAGCAAAGCUUCGUGGGUUAACCAAGGGAGACAUCGAACAGCUUCCUUCGUACCGGUUCAAUCCCAAUAACCAUCAGUCUGAACAAACACUGUGCGUGGUUUGCAUGAGCGACUUUGAGUCUCGUCAGCUGCUGCGGGUACUACCAUGCAGCCAUGAGUUUCACGGAAAGUGUGUGGACAAGUGGUUGAGGGCUAACAGGACAUGCCCUAUUUGUCGAGCUGAUGCCUCCGAAGUACACCGGGACUCGGAGUGA
Molecule: messenger RNA, 2817 nt
Organism: Knipowitschia caucasica
Lineage: Eukaryota; Metazoa; Chordata; Actinopteri; Gobiiformes; Gobiidae
Source: the annotation of a GenBank genome assembly